UCUACCAAGGGAAACUUGUGGCUCUUGAAACCUGAAAUUGUAUUGUUUCCCUCUGGUAAUCAAGUGCAGCUAGUGACUGUAUUUUACACCUCGAUCAUCAUAAUUAUGAAAGCUAAUAACAGAGCUGAAAAAAUGCUAACUUUCAUAAUGGAUUACACUGUUACCAAUCACAACCCACUGACCUUUUAACAGCAUUGAAUUUAAAUUCUUGUUUUCUGAGACAUUUGUGUAGUAAAUACAAGAAGUGGAUGGUAGCAUAAGAUGCAACUGUUACAAAUAGGUAAUUAGCUGAGUUAGCAAAUAUGCAAUAAAUAUUGUAUCACACGUCACUUGAAAUGCAUGAUGUUAUAUUUCCAAGUUUCUGUCAGUGUUAGCCCUGUUAGAUAUCACUGUAUGAAAGGUUUGGUAAUGGUUGAAGUUCUUUAACUUUGUUUCUUCAUCAAAUUCCUUACUAACACAGUGAUAGCUCAACAUCAUUGCAAAGUACUUGUAGCAUUAAUACAACAUUUAUGUGCUCAAAUUUGUUCAUCAAAGCUGCUUUACAAAUGGCUGCCAGCUGCGUGGAGAACAAUGGCAUCACUGAGCAAGUGUUGUUUGGUUUUUGUUGUGCAGGAACUUUGUCUUCAUACAAAACUCCUGGCAUCACCUAACACCUCAAUAGCUGAUUUCCUGUCAAAAGCUGCAGAACCACCACCUUUUCUGGUGCUUCGCAAUGCUGUUGCCUUACUGAAGACAAUAGAUGCUUUAGAUCAAUGGGAGGAUCUGACUGAUCUUGGUCGUCAUCUUGCAGACCUUCCACUAAGUCCACAACUGGGGAAGAUGAUUUUGUAUUCAGUUGUUCUCAAAUGUGUGGAUCCUGUGGUAACCAUAGCUUGUGCUCUGGCGUACAGAGAUCCUUUCAUGCUACCCAUGUACCCAUCAGAGAAGCGUGCUGCAGCUGCAGCCAGGAAAAGAUUUACUUUAGAUCCAUUCAGUGAUCACUUGAUAUUUGUUCAAGUGUUUAGGGGCUGGCAACGAGCAAGAUCUGAAGGUUCUGACAAAAACUUCUGCCGCAGGAAUUAUUUGUCUCAAGCCACUUUAGAAAUGAUGGCAGGAAUGAGGUAAAAAGCUAUAUAGAUAUAAUUUUCAGUAAGCAGAUCUUGACAGGGCUUUCUAUAUGUUUGUGGUCAUCUGGUUACAUCAAUCUGGAAAUUCUUGUAAGUUGUAACAUUUAUUCAGUCCUGAAUUCCAGCCAUUUUGUGUGCGCUGCUGUAGGGUUUUAAAACAGCAGGUUUUCAGCUAACGUUUAACAUCAACUUUAACAUUUAGAAUAAUUAUGUUGUUUCGUUGGAGUUUCACAAAGGAACUGAAUAUUUGGGAAGCAAAAAGAACAACAACAACACAAAAAUAGGAGCCAUACACGUGUAGGUGAUUGUGUCCAGAACGGGACAGAAAAUUCCUUGGGUAUUUAUAUAACCUGUCAGGCAAACCUCUGCCAUUCUGGGGCUCUGUCUUGGUCUUAGAAAGAGGAAUUCAUAAUAAACCAGCACCUCUUCUCCUGACUGUGACUCCAUAAA
This is a messenger RNA of Orbicella faveolata, 1556 nucleotides long. Its product is annotated as 3'-5' RNA helicase YTHDC2-like. Gene Ontology annotation, cellular component: intracellular anatomical structure. The record is from RefSeq and is a predicted model, not a curated record. Lineage: Eukaryota; Metazoa; Cnidaria; Anthozoa; Scleractinia; Merulinidae. Gene Ontology annotation, molecular function: protein binding; RNA binding; ATP binding.